AUGAGUUAUUCGCAUGGGAGUUCGGCUUAUGAGGAUAAAGUUGUGCAUGAGAUGGAUGUCACUUGUAAUUGUGGUAGCCAAGUGUAUUUGAAAGCUUCUUGGACCGGAAGAAAUCCGGGAAGGAGAUACUGGGCAUGCCCUAAAUAUGGGAGUUCAGGCUAUUGUGGUUUUUUUAUGUGGUUUGAUCCUGAAAUGUGUGAAAGGGCAAAAGCAAUUAUACCGAAUUUGUUGGAUAGAAUGUAUAAGUACCGACAAGAAAUUGAGCAAUUCAACAUUAGAGAAAGGGAAGGAGCUGCACGCUUGGGGUUCGCGAUGCGAAAGCUCGAAGAUAUGGAGAAUGAGCUCAGAGUUUCGAAGAAGUCUGCUAAUACAUUGUGGAAAGUAGUUAUUUGUGUUCCAACAAUGCUGUUCAUUUUAAUUUUAUGUUUCAAGUAG
Molecule: messenger RNA, 435 nt
Organism: Striga hermonthica
Lineage: Eukaryota; Viridiplantae; Streptophyta; Magnoliopsida; Lamiales; Orobanchaceae
Source: the annotation of a GenBank genome assembly